Molecule: messenger RNA, 2140 nt
Organism: Polychytrium aggregatum
Lineage: Eukaryota; Fungi; Chytridiomycota; Chytridiomycetes; Polychytriales
Exons: 1
Coding region: 190-1884 (564 amino acids)
Source: RefSeq, a predicted model, not a curated record
AGUCAUCCGGUUGAUAGUCGCCAGCCAUCCGGUUGAUGGUCAACAGUCUGGAUUGGUAACCCUCCCGGUCGAUCGCAUCGCUGGACUGCGUCUCGUCGUGCACAUCCCGCAGGCCUUGUCGGCAGUCAUCGGUCGCCAUCCGUCCACACCGCUCUGCCUCGAUCUCGUCGCUGCCCAACCGUCGCCGCCAUGGCCUCUCUGUCCAAGAGCGUCGCUCGUCCGCAUCGGCAUAUCCUGCCGUGCCCGCAUCCCAGGCCCUGGCUGUCGUCUGACCUUCCCUCGGUUCCUCGGCUGCGUUCCGCUUCGGUCGCCGAUCGUGCAGCUCCAUCUCCGGUGCUCUGGAACCAACGACGGCUCUAUCGGAUCGAGCGGGACUGGAAUCUCAAGAAGCUCGCCACCCCCGAUCUCCUCGACCACAUUGCCCGAUACAACACGCCCGCCCAGACCCUGGCCGACCGCAUCUUUCUCCUCUCUGCCGAGCUGGACCGGCGCCAUCCCGACCAGCUUACUCUCAGCCAGCAGAUCGGCGCCUUUCGCAAGCUUGCCCAUGAUGGCUGUCUCAACGCCAACCUGCUCGCCAUUCUGCAGGCGUCGCUGGAGCCGUCGUCACCAUCGCCUAUCGACACUUGGUCUGACCAACAGCUCGCGGAUGUGGCCGAAGCGCUUGCGCUGCUCCAUCUGCCAAACUCGCCUCUGACGUCGUCCAUCGCCCUCCAGGUGCUGGAAAAGCUCAGGACCAACGCGGUCCCGUCGUCGUCGCCGUCGCAGUCUCAGACAUCCCACGAACUGUCUGGUGCCUCUGUUCCAUCGUCAUCAUCGCCACUAUCAUCGUCAUCAUCGUCAUCAUCGUCAACAUCGUCAACACCUCCAUCGUCAACAUCACCAUCGCAAAUGUCCAGCCCGUCGGCCCUCAGCAUCUCGAGCCUAACCAAGAUCUUCUGGGCCUUUACCCACCUCAACUUUUCAGGGCUGCAGUUAGAGGCCAAACUCUCCGAGGAGCUCCGUGCGCUGGCAUUCCGCCGGAUCGAUGCUCAGAGACAGUUGCUGCCGCCCGCUGAUCUGGUGCGGUCGUUUGAUGCAGCGCUCCAAGGCCGCCACCUCGACAGCAAGCAGGUUGUGAUCUGGUCCAACCUCAUGUGCCGCCACAUCGAAACCUUCUCUGCGCAGGAGCUGCUGGACUGGAGCAAGACUCUGUGGGCGGGCCGCUUGCUGGACGAUGAGGAGCUGCGUCCUGUGUGCUGCGGUGUGUUUGCCCGGAUUGCAGACUCGCUUGUGCAUCGCUCUGGAUUCGAUCGAGAGCUGAUCGAGGCCAGCGGCCUUACGGCUCUGGUUCUGUCCCUGGACCGGGCUGGUCUCAAACCCUCGCACGAACUGCUCGCCUGCUCCAUCCCAGCAUGGACUCGGCUCUGGGACCGGCUGGACUAUGAAACGGCCACGUCGACCCUCCAGUUCGCUAUCGUCCACGAUUUACACUCGUCCGGGCUCUUUGCCAGUGCCGCCCGACGGUGGGCCGUCGUCCUCAGCAAUGCCACCAAGAUCCAUCCGAGCUCGCCCAAGUCGAUCCCGCUCGACCCUCGCCAGCACCAUCCUCUGCUUGCCACGACGCUCGUCUCGCUGGCCCAGGUCCAGCCGCCGCUCGACACCGCAAAGCUCCUCGACGCCGUGGUCGUCUAUGUCGGCGAGCGAUUCGACUCGUUCGUCUCGGCUGACUUGGUGCGGAUCCGGUGGGCGCUCUGCCGGCUUUCACCAACCACCUCGCUGCCUUGGGACCGCGAAUGGAUCAAGACGACAGAGUCGAGCUCGUCGCAACUGACCCACUCGGAGCAGCUGCUCCUGGAAGAGGCGCUUGGGCAAGUCAAGCGAAACCUUGUGCAGAAGGCAUGACUGGCCCUGGCGGCGGCGAGGCAAGACACGACCAAGUUUGAUGGCACCGAUUGCCGAUCCAAAUCGACGACCAGAUCGAUGGCCAGAUGUGCAUCCGGGCCCUCAUGGCAGCGACGGCAGCGACGGCAGCGACGACAACGAGCGUAGAGCACAUCUUUGACGAGACACAGCCAGCCGCAGCGGGGAGGGGUGACCAAGGCGAGAAAGCGCAUGUUUCACCGAAUAGAUCGUGAUCUUUCUGUUGCUUCCGACAAAU